Sphaeroforma arctica JP610 is the source of this 3379-nucleotide messenger RNA. RefSeq lists its product as hypothetical. Gene Ontology annotation, biological process: maintenance of protein localization in endoplasmic reticulum. Gene Ontology annotation, cellular component: endoplasmic reticulum membrane. Lineage: Eukaryota; Ichthyosporea; Ichthyophonida. Bases 1 to 3198 code for a protein of 1065 amino acids. The record is from RefSeq and is a predicted model, not a curated record. The transcript has 14 exons.
AUGUCAGGAAGUGCCCUCCAGGAUGACGCAUGGGAACAAUCUGGAUCUUGUCAAAACGUUGAAGAAACAGGAAAGGAGGGAACGGCUCCAAUCUCUACAAAGACAAAAGACUGUAGACGGAAAAGGACGUCUACAAAGGGACAUAGCAGAAGGCAGACUUCUCCUGACCGAAAGGAAGGCGGCCAAGCGCAAACCUAUCCGUAUCAAACAACCGAGAUCAAUACACAACUUACUCACAAUAAAACAUCAGACAUUCCGGGGAAUCUGCCUGCUUCAUCGCAGCCAAACACUCACACACAUCAGCGUAGUCUAGAUUCUCCACUCUCAGAUCUCAAAUCGAGUCUCGAGCGUGAACAGGAGAUGCAGAAAACUAAAACAGAGCAGGCGAACGAAAUUCAGCAGUGGCUAUCUAAGGACACCGUUGGUGAAGCCGUAGGAGCUAAUUCGGAACUGGAUGUGCACAUGAAUUCGCAUAUACAUACCCUACCUCGCAUGCUCGCACCCACUAGCACAGGAUUUGGUGUUGAGCUGGACGACAGGCUACAGGCUAUACGGGCACACACGCACACAUAUCUAGAGCGGGAAGCACCACACACCUAUCAGGAAAGAGAUGAAUCAGAUUUGAAUCUAGGAACGGAUGAAGCACACACAAACAUAGAAAAUAUCAAUACACCCACAGAUGUAACAAGCAAUGGAAUCUACACUGGUGCCACGCCUAAAACACUUGAUGAGCAUUUGAAAAUGAAUAUGCACACUAAAAGCAACCCGAAUACAACACCGCAACUGCACAAUCGCAGGGAACCGGGACCAGGAUGCCAGCCCAAUCUUAAUUUGGAACGUAAACAAUCAAAUAAAAAAACAGGACAGAACCAGCCCACAUUAGGGACGGGCCAGGUGCCACCCAAUGCUUCGUUUGAACCCUUAGAGGCGAGGGGCCGUAGCCAAUUUGCAGAUAUUUUUGAGUGGAAUGCGGAGCUGCCCGAGGUAGAGGGCGAAAACAGUCCUGAGAAGCUGCUUUCUAUAAUUUUAGGUCCGAUUGAGAUGGAAAAAUUGGUUUGGCGCGGCUGUCUAAUGUUUCAGGACGGCCUACUUUACUGCGUUACGAUAUUGCCAAUCCGUUUCUGCUUCAGUCUUGUUUCAGGAUUGUUUGCUAUUCUCACAAGCAAUCCGGUCAGCCCCCGACACAUACAUGACACUGUUCAGGGGAUUAUCAUCAUUGUGUCAGUACACCUCAUUGAUUUUCUGGACAUUGACGAGGCGUACCACGUGGUCUUGCAUCUCUCGUGGACACGCACGUGGGUGCUGUAUAAUCUGUUUGACGUCUGUGAUGUCAUCUUAACAGCGAUUGGUCGGCGCGUUAUGGGCUCGCUCAUGUGGAGUAUACGCAAUAAAUCCUGGUACAUUCCGUUGAUGACAGCUAUAGCGUGCCUGUACGUGACGUUGCACAGUUUCGCCAUGACGCUGAAGCUCGCCACCCUCCACGUAGCCAUAGACAGAGGCCAGCUGCUAUUUGCACUACUGCUGGCGAUCAAAAUGCCAGAGUUCAAAGGCGGCAACUUUACGGGCAUGACCAAGGAAGAUCUGCUUAACACGUGCCUUAAUGAUAUGGUCGACAGGAGUAAGGCGAUGGUCUUCUCGCUAUUGAUCUUCAUGCACAAAGCGUUGCGGUGGCGUACGCACCAGCCGUCUGAGUGGGUGCCGGCCAUUGCAUCGGCCACUCUAAUGGUGUUGGGAGUCGAAGUGCUCGUUGAUGUGAUCAAGCACGUCGCGAUUUUGACGUUCAACCUGGGUGUACUCAGCCAUUCAGAAUACUAUAAACUCAGUUUAGAUCUGGCCAAGGACUUGCUACAAUGGACUAAUAAAAACUCUUUGAGUGGUCUGGGCGAUUGCACUGUGAGUCUACUGAGUGAUCGGUUUGGCUAUGUCACAGUGCCGCUCACCUGUAUACUGCUGAGGCUGUGGACGCGAUGGUAUCUCAUCAAAACUAGCUACUGGAUGGUGCGUGCGGAGAAACUAUCAACCCAGCAAUCAAUAUCAGAGGUAUUUCAGGUGACGACCGAAACCGGUCUACAAGCCAAUAAAGGAGGAACUGGUGUUGUUGAGACGAGACUCAAGGAAACACGCAUAUAUAGUACUCACAAGGCUGCCACAAGUACGAUCGCAGAAGACGGCAACGAUAUAGACAAUUUAGAAAGCUCGUAUACUGCAAAAGAUAUUGACGGGCGUGAGACACCGAGACCGGAUCGUUCCGCGGAUAUCAAUGCAGCAGAUAGAAUUCCAGUCGAAUCGGAUAUGGAUAAUUAUACGAACGAUAAUAUACAACCCACCACUACUGGCACAGCAACAAAACGAUACCAACUACGGGCGUGUCGGAGCGCACCCCAUCACACAGCGACAGGCGAUACUUCGGAUUCCUCAUCCACCACAGACACAGGAGUUUAUUUCACAUUUGCACGCCAGUGGAUACUUAACUGGGCGAGGGGUUUAAUAGGACGAUCUGUGGCGGGUAGAGAGCGAGAUGCUCAGUAUGUUGGGCAUACAGUCGUUAAUAAUCUGGGGCAACCGUGGGGUAGAUUGGUGCAGCUUGUUUCCGUGGCUUUCCUAGUGUGCACGUGCCCUACCUACGUGGGGUGGAGCUCACUUCACUUCACCUGCAUAGUACCACUACUCAUGGUGUAUCCGUGCGAUCCACGAUCCACAGCCUCGUUUCUUCCUUCCAAGCGCACAGUUUGUGCAUAUGCUACGGCAUCUUGCACUGGUACAGAAUACUAUCAGUAUUCGAUACUCCUGUUCAACGUUGUUGUAGUAGUUGGAGCAGUACAAUACGCCAGAUCGAUAUUGGUUCUUACCCACACCAAACGAUUUACGCGAACAGAGUUCGACUCGCCAAUAUAUACCGGUGCGAAUUCAGGCGGCGGCCUACCGCUGAUAAGUGGUGGGAGCUAUACGCCGCACUACGAUGAGCCUUGCCUGGACGAGACCUACACACAUUCAAGAAGCAGUCACAAACAACCCAGCGUACCUGACGGAUCCAUGUUGCAGUGCUCAAGUAACAUGCAGAGACUUGCCAGCGAAGGCCCCUCUACUUCCGAUCGCAGGCGAGAUCGGAUCCGAUCAUCUAUAGGCCCCAUUGCAGACAUUCUCGUGUCGCACAGCGUGUCUGAUAUGAUGUUUAGUUAUGAGCGCGUACGUUAUUAACUGUACAACAUAUCUUAUAUUUGAUUGUUGCCACUUAUCCUGCAUCGUAUAUCUCACUCGCGAUCAUAAGGUAUGUUGGGAUAAGCACAGUACGUAAGCGGACGUCGCUAUCAUCAGCACGAUCCGAAGCCACCAGCUCGUCAUUAGGUCCAACAUCAGCCCAUCGUGGACUGUGUGGACA